CCCAAAAAUCACCAAGAAACGCGACCCGUAAUCUUGCCGAAAAUUUUCUCUUCAAAACAAACAAUUUUCAGAUUCUAUACACCAACUCCCUUUUCUUCUUCUCCAUCGUCUGAUUGAAUUGCUUUGCAUAGAGGAAUCUUAUUCCAUUCUUGGUUUGUAGUUUUUGGUAUAGUCUCCCGCCAUGGAUCUAGGCUGCUUGGACAUGGGUUGCAUCUCUGUCUCCGAUAAGCACAGCAACGACGUCGUUCUUGAUUCUCAGGGCAAAGAAGCACAUUCCCCCGAGACUACGUCCUCUGCUUCAAAGCCUGGAAAGAGCAAAACAUUGAAAGAUAAUGGCCCUUCAACACUAAAUGCUCUAAACAAGUUCACCUCUCAGAUAAAGAAGCCCCCUCACCGCAAAAAUUCACCACUCAACUGGUUCCCCCGCAGGAAGGUGGAGUCAUAUUUAAAGAGGAAGAUAAAGAUGUUGCAGGAAGUAGAUGGCAUGAAUUUAACUCUUGAUGAGACUCUUGGUGAUUCGAAUCCCCAUUACUCAAGAGUUUUGAGGGAAAAAAUGGCAGCAAGAGAAGCUGCAAACAAGGCAAUGGAGGCCCGGAAAGCUGCAUUGGUGGAAGCAUCAUGGUGUCGUAUACUUCGGGCAGCUAGGAUCCAAAGUAAAGAGGCAGAAACUCAGCUGUUGAAAGCUGAAAAAGCUGCAGCAGAAGCUUUUGAAGCGGCAGCAUCCAUUGGAGUGAUAAUGUAUGAUAUGCCAAAUUGCCCUCAGAAGCCUAGUGAAGUAGAAACUUCUGUAAAUGGAGGGGAAUCUACUACUCAUACUGUUACAGCAUCUUUUGAAACAGCAUUUGAAGUUGAUAAAGAAGUCGCAGCAGCAGUCAAAACUGCAUUUACUAGGCUUGAAAAUUGUUCCUCUUUUAACAAAGACGAACUUAAAGACAUACUGAGAAAAAUCAGAGAGACUCCAGAUGCAGAUGAUGGUCAUCAGGACUUGUCAGAGGUUUCAGAAUGCGAAACAGAGUUGGGGACAGAACACGAAACAUUCUCUGAGAAAGAUUGUGUUAGACCUCAACAGGACCUGGAUAAUAAGAUGCCCGUUAUUGACAUGAGAAAUAGGAAAUCCAGGAGGAGGGAAUCCUUUGGAAAGCUUAAAAUGGUGAAGCUUGUGGACAUGAUGCUUGAGAGACUUCAAUGUUUUCAUGAAGAUGAGCUUUCAUCUCUUGCCACUAUAGUUGCAACAUGUGGUUUAAAUGCUACCUUAGCUGAAGUUGGAAAUGGUAAGCUGCAAAAUCUAAGUUCAAGUGCUUCCACUGUUAAUGGCCCCCGGCGUAUGUCUUCCAUGGGAGCAGGAGGAAUGAGGAACUCUAGUUUUGAAUGUUUCAUGGGUGGGAAUGUGAGAAAGAAGCAAGCUGAGUUGGAGGAGUUUCCAACUCUAGAUAAGUAUCUGGUUAGGCACAUGACCAAACUCGAAAAAGAGGUGCUGGAAGCCAGGAAUGCCCAGAAGAACGCACCUAAGGAAGGAGAAGUGGAUGGUUCCAAUGAACUUAAUGAUGGAAUGGGAACCUUGAGCAGGCUUGAAUGUUUCAUGGAUGGAAAUGUAAGAAAGAAGCAAGCUGAGUUGGAGGAGUUCCCAAGUCUAGAUAAGUAUCUGGUUAAGCACAUGACCAAACUCGAAAAAGAGGUGCUGGAAGCCAAGAAUGCCCAGAAGAAUGUACCCAAGGAAGGAGAAAGGGACGGUUCCAAUGAAGUUAAUGAUGGAAUGGGAACCUUGAGCAGUAAUAUAAAUCCAGUGGAGUCUAUUCCAGAACUUGGAAGAAUUCUUGUGAAGCAUUCUAUGAAGUUUGAGAGGGAAAUUGAAGAAGCAAAGAAGAAUGCAGGAGAGAGUUUCAUGGAUGGAAAUGUAAGAAAGAAGCAAGCUGAGUUGGAGGAGUUCCCAAGUCUAGAUAAGUAUCUGGUUAAGCACAUGACCAAACUCGAAAAAGAGGUGCUGGAAGCCAAGAAUGCCCAGAAGAAUGUACCCAAGGAAGGAGAAAGGGACGGUUCCAAUGAAGUUAAUGAUGGAAUGGGAACCUUGAGCAGUAAUAUAAAUCCAGUGGAGUCUAUUCCAGAACUUAGAAGAAUUCUUGUGAAGCAUUCUAUGAAAUUUGAGAGGGAAAUUGAAGAAGCAAAGAAGAAUGCAGGAGAGAGUUUCGGAACAGCCCAUGAGAACUCAAACAGAGAACUAGUUUCAUCUGAGGCCAUUCCUGACCUGGGAAGUAUGCUAGUUAAGCAUUCUUCAAAACUUGAGAAGGAAAUUGAAGAGACAAAAAGAAACUUUGCAAACGCAUAUGAGACUAAUGAUAAAAGGAAGGGACGAACGGAAAAGGGGGGAAUGGUUAAUCGUCCAGAACUUCCCAGCCUGGAUAAGUUUCUUGUAAAACAUGUCUCAAGACUUGAAAAGGAGGUCAUGCAAGCGAGGAACAGAAGCAAAAUUGAUGAUGAAGGAAGUAAUGCAGCAGCUUUGAAGAAAACAGCUGAUUCAUCUGCCUUAGGCUCAGAAGAACAGAAGGAUGACAGUUUCUGUUCUGGUAGAUUGGAGAAAGAAAAUAUUGACUCCAAUAAAGCAGUUUACGAAAGGAUGACAGUUUCUGAGAAGGAACUCAAAGUGAACCCAAAGGAACCAACCAUAAAUAGCCUGGAAAAGAUCUUGGUAAAACCAUUGCACAGAUUAGAAAAGGAGAAAAUGAAAGCAUCUUUAUUAGGAAUCAAGUAUGAAAAGAAUAGGCUGCGAAGAAGAGGAAACGAUGUUACAGAUUAUGAGAGUUUGGACAAAGUUUUAAUAAAGCAUGUUCCAAGAUUAGAGAAGGAGAAGAUGAGGUUCAAUGCAGCUGAGGAGGAAGUGACAAAGGUCAAGAAAAACAGCACAAAUGUGCAGUUGCAUAUAAAUGAAGAAGGAAGUUUGGACCAAAUCUUGGUGAAGCACAAAUCAAGACUUGAAAGAGAGAAGACAGCAGCCAAGGGAGCUGAACAACCUGGAGAUCAGACUAGAAUUUCUAUAUCUCGUAAAGAAGCAAGGGAAAGGGAGCUUCAAGAAGCAUGGGGAGGCUUGAGCUUAGGCAAUUCCAUGAAGCCACAUGUAUCAAAGCUCCAACGCGAUAAGGCUGCCUGGAUUGAAGCCGAAGAGGAAGAGAGGAGACAAGCUACAAAGAUGUAAACUGAAAUCUCAUGUUCCUAUGACACAUCAAAAUCAACAUUCAUGUGUUACAUAUAUACAUAUGCAUAUAUAUAUAUAUAUGUAUAGAUGGAUUCCCCUUUUUUUUUUUUUCUUGUUUUUAGCAUUCCAUACUUCAUGGACUAUCUUAU
Molecule: messenger RNA, 3336 nt
Organism: Carica papaya (papaya)
Lineage: Eukaryota; Viridiplantae; Streptophyta; Magnoliopsida; Brassicales; Caricaceae
Product: myosin-2 heavy chain-like protein
Source: RefSeq, a predicted model, not a curated record